UUCUUCGACCAGCACUCCCCUUAUCAACCAAUCCCAUGUUCUCUGCCAGCGUUUAGCCAGAGCUAUCAUAGAGCUCUCCGGCUGAAAAGGUUUGUAAUGUUGUACGGGUUGGGUUGGUUGCCCAGCACGUAGAGGCGAAGUGGAAACCUUCCUGUAGAUGUAGAUGGUUUGAAGUUUGAUCAAGAGCCCAUACGUGGACGGGCCAUGUUAGCAGCCUGGGUGGGGCAAGGUAAGCAACCAACAAUUCCACGAAAGCAGGAAAUGGUUUGGUGAAAGGCUCACAAAACAAAAAGCGACAAAGCAAACCAACCAACAAGCCAAUUAUUAAACUAAAAACACAAUCAAAAAUGAUGAAAACACAGGUAAACACACAGCUUCUCGCUGCUAUCUCUUCUGAACAACAGCACAUCGAGCGAGCAACGCCAGGAUCUGUUUCAGUCCCCGGGCUGAAGUGCAUGAAGACCUUCAAUCCUUUGAUUACACCUGAAUUGAUGGAGAAUGCCUUGAAAACCAAAACUUUUGGUCGUUCCAAAGCUUUCUCGCCAAAUCUUUCCUUUGCCGUGGACAUGGUUGGAAGCCCCGCCACAGCUUUCCCUGAAACAUCAUACACUCAACAAGAGGUUGGGAACAUCCUUGAUAUUAAAGACCCAGUUACUUGGAAGCUUCUGAGUGCCCCUCACAUUAAAAAGAGGCACUUGUAUCUUCCCCCAGCCAUCGGAGGUGACCAACCAAGGCAACCAACCCCAUCACAAAGAAAUGCCACUUUCAUGAAGGGGCUUGAUGAUAUUGGUGUGAAGGCUGUUGAGGCUGCCCUUUCUGACACGAAGACUGAUAUCAAAGAAAUUGAUAUGCUAGUCACAGUUACCAGCACCGGUCUUGCCUUGCCAGGAGUGUCGGGGAUUCUGAUCCGAAAACUCCCCUUUCGCGGGGAUGUCUUGAGAAGUGACAUUGUUGGCAUGGGUUGCAAUGGAGGUGCUUCUGGACUCCGUGCCAUUGCUACCCAGUUGGGACACAUGGCCUCCAUUCGUGGAAAAGAAUGCAAGGCGCUGCUUCUUUGCUGUGAAGUGAACUCGGCAUACUUUGUGAAUAGGGAUGGCAACAUAGGAGAUGGUGUUGUCAAUUCACUCUUUGGUGAUGGUGAUGUUGCCAGCAUCCUCGCUGCCAGCCCAUUUGGCUCAAACUUUGCUAUCCCAGGGAGCCCAAGCUGUGUUUCAGCCGGAGCUGAUCCUAGACCUCCUAAGAUCUCACUUUUGGACUUCCAAAGCAUCACUAUCCCUGAGUACUUUGAGGACAUGAGUUACAACAUGGAUGAACAAAGCCAACUGCCAUUUUUCAAGCUGAGCAAACGCAUUCCAAUGGCUGUUGGCAACUCUGUUGAGAUUCCAGUCAGAGAACUCUUGGAUCGUCAUGGUCUGGCACCAGCAGAUGUUUGCCAAUGGGUUGUACACGGAGGCGGAAAGAGUGUCAUGCAGUUGGUUGCUAAGAACCUUGGUCUUGACCAUGACAAAGACCUUCGCCACACCAAGUCAGUUCUUCGGGACUAUGGCAACAUCUCUUCUGGUUCCUUUUUGGUCAGCCUUCAGCGUUUGUUGGCAGAGGCACAGGAAGACUUGGAUGUUCUACAGACAGGUGAUGUUGUCGCACUGAUUGCCAUGGGCCCCGGAGCCACUAUUGAGGUUAUCCUUGGUGUUGUAACCGCUGCUGCCAAAUAAAGAAUCUCUUCUCUCCACAUGGUUUCCCCCAGAGUAGGGAAUGUCAAAUUCUGAAAGAACAGGCAGUAUGACGGACUUUUCUCCGAUUUGUUUCACAUCCAAGUAAAAUGAAUAGAGACUAACUUUAGAAGAAAGGGAA
Messenger RNA from Seminavis robusta, 1851 nucleotides. Lineage: Eukaryota; Bacillariophyta; Bacillariophyceae; Naviculales; Naviculaceae. The record is from the annotation of a GenBank genome assembly.